Amoebophrya sp. A120 is the source of this 1499-nucleotide messenger RNA. The record is from the annotation of a GenBank genome assembly. Lineage: Eukaryota; Dinophyceae; Syndiniales; Amoebophryaceae.
GUGCGACUGCGAAUCCUCACCGAAGAUCCUGAAAGAGAAAGACAGGAAAAGCAGUUUUUUUCUGCCAACCCGCUUUGAAUCAGAUCUAGGGCACGACACACGUAGAGCGACUCUUCUUUUUGUCGUGAAUAAUCGUGAAAGAAGAUGCGGUCUUUGUACACUCUCGCCCUCGUUGGCUGCAUUACUGUGGCGGAUGCUUUUAUGCUGAAGAAGCUGGCAAAGAAGAAUCGCGACAAGCUGAAUCCAGGGGAGAUCGCGGAAGUUCUGCGCGCGAAGAGCAACUCCGCCAAGACCAUGGUGAACACGAACGAGUUGCCCGUGGCCUGCCAAUAUGCAUUGUAAAAGUAUCCUCGCGCUCGUACUAACUGCAAUGACUAUGCCUAUGCGCGGCAACUUGCGUCCUUAAUGUAUGCAGAAAAGCAUGAGAAAUUCCAGGUCCUCCCAUGCUGAGCUUCAAAUUUGUAAUGCAUUUUGUGCUAAGUGCGAUACUUUUGCAAUGCAUAGCGAAGCCAUCCAGUGUGCCAACAUCGCGGACAUCUGCCCGUUGGACAUCGUGUGGGAGAAGGGCGCUUGCUGCCCGGUGUGCCAGACCGAGGGCUUCAAGCCGGGCAUGCCGCCGGUCACGGAUGAGUACCUGGUCGAAAUGUGGGAGGGUGCCGACAUGGCCUCGGUAAGCAAGGUGAAGUUGUAUGUGUGUGGGUCGAUGAAGGCACAUUUUGAAUUUUGCAAAAAAUACUAAUACUUGAAAUCAAAAUCUGGCGCGACAAACCCACCCAAGAACGGCAUUGAUGUGUCCUCUCCCUCUGUGUGUUUGAUGCGGUAUCGUGAUCUAGCUUGUUAUGACGAGAGUGGGCAAAAGCGGCCGUGGGUCGGUGAUUUAAAGAAGCUGGAUAAGCAUCGAUCUUAUUCACUCACGCGUUUUCAUCCUUUCAUAGCCGUGCAAGGACGUGAAGUGCUUCCGCCUCCAGUGCCCGAAGGGAGAAAAGCCGGCUGCGCCGUCCGGCGGCUGCUGCAAGGUCUGCAAGAAGUAAUCCGUCGAAGUUCUUGCGUGGAGAAUAUACCGUCGUUAAAGUUCAAGUUCGACGGUUUUGUUGGUUGUAGAAAGUAAGCACGUAGGUAGAACUGCUUCUUAUCUGAUUUUGGUUUCACUGUACAAAGGUGGAGGUGCUGACACUGAGAAGUAUUGUAGAUUCGGGACAAGCUGCGUGUCCUUUAGAUUUUUUUUCCGAUGUGCAACUAUUUCUACUUGAUGUUUCGAGUUCGACCCAGUCUAACUCUAUUAAUUUCUCUUUCUUGUUUAUUUUACAUGACAAUAGCGACUUUGGUCCAGUAAGGACCCGAAGCGUUUAGAGCAUGACGAUUCAUCAAAACGCUUUCGUAAAAAACUCAGGAAGUGGACGCUUUGUUCAACAACCGAUAUUCUAUUUCACAUUGAUCUCGGUUUUUUUUUUACGAUCCGAAUCAAGUGGAUCCAAACGACUUAGGCCAGCAUCGGUAUG